Molecule: messenger RNA, 822 nt
Organism: Cajanus cajan (pigeon pea)
Lineage: Eukaryota; Viridiplantae; Streptophyta; Magnoliopsida; Fabales; Fabaceae
Source: RefSeq, a predicted model, not a curated record
AGGAAUAGUUUAGAUUUGAGCCGGAGAGGAAAGAGAGUUGAGAAGAAUAAUGGCAGAAGAGAAGAGCAGAGACGCUCGAAGACGAAGAAGAAUCCUCCAAGAAGGAUCCGACCGUCUGGCUUUCAUCACGGGUCGUAUCCAAAGACUCCCCGAUCCAAACACCACUUCUGUCCACCACCCCCAACCACCCCCUCAGCCCGAGAUCUCAACCGCCCCUACUCCCCAACCUGAACCGGAACCCCAACCUGAAGCUGUCCGAUUACAACCACAACCUCGGAGCCAACGUUUGAUAACCCCAAGCGACAUAAGUGGUGCCAUCUACGCCUCCAGGGGUAGGCGUCUUUGUUGUUCGGUUCUGGUGGCCCUUCUAGUGCUCGCAUCUUACAGCUUUGGGAUCCCAAUAAGCUUUCGACCGCUCUACUUGCUUCUCCUCACUAAUCUAACGCUUCUCAUUGCCUACCUCUUUUCUGCCCAAAACAGGGGCUCUUCUGGAGAGGGUUUAGGGCAACUCGCCAAGACCUUGGAACUCUGUCUCCUGCUGCGCAGCGUGGCCGAUGCUGUCUUCAUCGAUUGUGCCGUCUAUUCACUCGUUCUCGUAUGUGGUCUCUCUCUUCUCCGCACAAUCAAUCAUCAAAUUCUUCUCUUUCUUUGAACUCUCUUCUUUUUCAUUUACGUUUUUUACUUUGUAACUCACUUUCACUUUACUAAUUUCCUUCUUCUUUAGUUACUUGCCAUUUUUUUUUGCUCAAUGCACUGUAAUAUGGAAAAUAAGAAACUCAUUAGCCUAGAAUGCCUAAUGACCAUUGUUUGGAAUUAUUAUUC